This is a messenger RNA of Mycotypha africana, 4881 nucleotides long. Its product is annotated as ribosome 60S biogenesis N-terminal-domain-containing protein. Gene Ontology annotation, cellular component: nucleolus. Gene Ontology annotation, biological process: maturation of LSU-rRNA from tricistronic rRNA transcript (SSU-rRNA, 5.8S rRNA, LSU-rRNA); maturation of 5.8S rRNA from tricistronic rRNA transcript (SSU-rRNA, 5.8S rRNA, LSU-rRNA). Lineage: Eukaryota; Fungi; Mucoromycota; Mucoromycetes; Mucorales; Mycotyphaceae. The record is from RefSeq and is a predicted model, not a curated record. The coding region runs from base 1 to 4881 and encodes 1626 amino acids. The transcript has 12 exons.
AUGGGAGAAAAGACUAUAAAAUUAGAGGAGUUCUAUACUACACCCAAGGAAGUAGCUAAUGCGCUUAGAAUUAAAGAUUUACAAUCCCUUAUUAAAGGUCUGGUGGUAUUAAGAGCUCAGUUGAGUCAUGCAACAAGAGUUCGAGUUGAUCCUAUGGAAAAGUAUACUCGGCCACUUGUUGAAUAUUGUCAAUCGUGUUCUGAUAGUCACGAUCUCAAUGGUUUAUGGGAUUAUCAAGCUUCUUCUAAUAUUCAGGAUAUGGAGUGCAUGGUGCCUGAUAUCAUCGGUCUAUUCAUUAGACUAUGUACAACACCUAUUAUCCGUUCAUAUGGGCUUCAAAUUGUUCAAACUAUUUUACAGAGACAAAUGAAACUCAUUUAUCGUGGUGUUUCUUCCAUGCGUAUAUCUCAAAGUCAAUCUACUUUCAAAUUAAUGACAUCAAUUGUUUCUUUUAACGAUUCUGCUGCAAGGGAUUUCUAUACAACGUUCAACUUUCAAGCUGAAGGAUUUAUGAAAGCUUCGCGGUAUAGGCAGAUGAAGAAAAAUAAGAAACCACAAAGCUAUCUCUACGAUUUAAGAACGAAUUACGUCCAGUUUAUACUGGCAUUUUUCAAACAUGGAAGCUGUGAUCUCAAAAAACAACUUUUGGGUGUUAAAGGUGUAGUCAGCGCAAUCUAUGUAGGCAUGGAUGAAGAUGCAUAUCCUUUAAUGGAACAAAUACUCUCUGUUACGUAUGAAAAUUUGAUGCUCGACAGUGGUGUACCGAAAAGUAGCAAAAUAUUUUUCUUUUCAUCUUAUAUCCUUGAAAAACUUGCCAAAAUAUACAACCGGAACGAAGAAGAGGAAAUAGCAGGAGGGGAGACUAGAAUUCCAGCCGAUUUAGUACACCACUUCUUAAUCUCUAUCUGUAGUAUUCCUGAUGUAGGUAUCUGCUUGAGAGACACACAAUGGUACCCUCCCCAGCUCGAGAAGGAAGAUACUGCACCUGAUGUUAAAAAUACACGCAUUACCAACCGAGUCCUCGCUAAGUUUAUCACAACUCUAAGACCGGCAGAUGAUUUGCGUCAGCAGGAACUUCUUCUUAAAAUAUUGGCUUCCUGUCCUGAGCUUGUGAAAGAAUAUUGGAAUGGCACAACUCUAACAUUCGAGCCACGAAUUUCCAGCAAAUGGUUAGCGAAUAUGACAGUUUUACAAAAAAUCGUGCGAUUAUCGGUUCCUUCUUUAAUGUACGGAACAACUGGGCUUUAUCCAGCUGAACCGCCUGCAAUGAACAUUAUUCUCGACAAUAUUAUACCCAAUGUAUUCAAUCGAUCAGCUUCCAGUAAAGGCUUGCAGCACGCUAGUCCUCUAGUACGAUAUGUAACUAUGACUUACUUGGCAACAGUGUUUCAAAAGUUUGAUAAGGUAUCCAAAGCAAUGAGGAAUGCUAUUAUGAUUCUUGAAAAGUCUGAAGCAGAGAAUAGAAAGACAGACAACACUGAGGAUAUUAUCACACAAAAGCCUUCACAAACUUGGAAAAAGUGUUUGGAUAGCGUCCAAGAAGGGGUCCGUAGACGAAUUCCAGAGAUUCAGACAAUAAUCGCUUUGUAUAAGCAAACAACUAAUAAGACCGAACUUAGAAAUGGACCAAAUGAGGAAGAAUUGCGAGCGCAGAAUGAUCUUUUGGAAGAUACUGCAUUCAGAUUGAUACGUUAUUAUCAAGAAUUCGUCCCUGAGACCUUAAUGGAGUCCAACAUAGAUCCCACCAACUUGAUACCCUCUGAUAUUUUAUCAGUUAAACCUGCUACUUUAAUUCACUUGCUUAAAUUACUAUUGAACAUGCGCCACUUCAACUUAGCUGGUAAAUCAUCUGGAUCUUCAACAUCACAUAUUGUCACACUUCUAAAACUAUAUCUCCAAACACCAUACAAAUAUAUUCGUGAACUUACUGCAAAUUUAUUGUACCAAGUAUUAUCCGAGUCAUUUAUGUUCGCUCAUAACCCUGAUGAAGUUCAGCUUUGGCUGGAAGUUCUACCACAGGCUGAAUCGGCGUCUGACAAUAACAGCAUCACAGAAACACAACAAGCUGUACUUCAAUUUCUCGACAACUGUAUCACACGUUUCAGUAAAGGACAAUAUAAGUAUACAGAUAAAUUAGUCGAUCUUGUCAAUAAUAUUUCAAGUGAAUCCAUGGUUCAACAUGAAAACCUUAAUGUCACUAGCAGUUUCCUGAUUUCCCAAUCAAAUAUUGCAACCGCCUCUGAUUAUUGUCAUCCUUUCAGUCCUUUGUUGUUGACUUUAUGCGAAAAUUUGAAAUUCAUCAAGGGCGAUAAACGGCCUGCAUUAUUAUACGUUAAAAAAUUGCUUGUUGUGCUUCUCACCACACAGACCACACCUUUCUACCUUUUGGAGAUUUCGAAAGAUCUGAAAAUUCACAACCAAGGCGAACAACAACAGCCUACAGUUGAAGAACUUGUUGAAGAGAAGUAUAUGAAGCAUGCUCUAAUUCGCUUCAAAUCGAAUCUGGGACUUGAUAAUGAGCGUAUUGUCUCUAUUUUGGCUUUCAGCCCCUUUAUUGCGUCCAUUUACAAGGCCAUUUUAGUGUCAGACUUCAGCGAUGAACGCCUUGCAAGUCUGCAACAAAGACUAGAUAUCAGCGAAGGAAGAAAAAUACUCAAUGCUAUCUCAUUUUUGUUCCAGCUCAUCAAUAUGACGUUGAUAGGCAAUGAAAGGCAAAAAUUCGACAAGCUUCGAUUUGCAUUUGCACUUAUUAGCUAUAUCCUCCAAUCCGUUAAUUCUUUCUCCGAUUUCAAAUUACAAAGCGAUAUCAAGGCACAUAUACUCUAUCACCCUAGUUUAGAACGUGUCAGUUCAGCACUAGUUAACACAAUCGAUAGCUUCACCAGCGAAAGUGCAAAUGUUGAUGCCAAUUGCUUGAAACUAGCAUUUAUUUUUAUAGAUGUAUUCUAUGAAACAAUCAAUACGGAAAGAAUAUGGGAUGUCAUUGCUCAAUUUGCAAAAAGAAAUGCAAACUCAAAUAUCAGAAAUGAAAUUCUUUUCUUUUUGGAAUCAAGAAUAAUCAAAGGCAGUAACGGCGAAAUAGAAAACGAAGCUAUCAUGAUACUUUUAGAUUGUUAUUGUGAACCAAUAAUUGAAUACAUCCUUUCUGGGAAAAGUAUUUCAAUAGAGAAGGCUAAAUUAAAAGAAGUCUGCCGCAACCAAUCUAUUGAUGUAUCUAGAAUUAUAUAUGAACGUCUGGAAAAGCCAUUCCAUUUGGUUCCUGGAUUGAUUGACGUGAUUCAAAUUGGGUAUGACCUGCUGCCAGAAAAUUUAUUGGAGCAACAAAAGUACAUUAAGUCGGUCAUGCAAAAGCUCAUCAAGCAACUCACUGUUGCUGCUGAUGCUAAUACCAUAUCUGAAACAAUACCUGAAGAUGAUUUUUAUGAAAAACUAGCAGAGUUUUUGAACUAUUUACCAGAAGAAUUGAACAUGACAGCAAUUCUAGAAGCAGAAGCGGUUCGCGAUUUUAUAUUAACUUCGAUAAUGGAUACUCUAGACAAUGCUUCAGCUAUGAAUUGUGUACAAAGCUUGAUAAAGCGAUUCUAUGUAAACUUUGACAAGUCCGAACCUAUUGCAACUUACAUCCGUCGUAUUUUGGAACAUGGUGAUUAUCAAAGAUUAACAGCACUAGAUGUCGGUAAAUUAUUAGCCUAUCAAGUUCCCGAAAACAGUGCGCAAAGGUCUGUAAUCAUUCAAAUACUAUCACUGCUGAAUAAAAUACAGCCCGGGAUAUUAGCAGCGAAUCAUGGUUUACUAGAUCCACUUUUGACUAGUUAUAAUGCCACAACAAAUUCAUCCGAUAAAUUGAUACUGGAAAUUAUGAUGUCGUGCGAAACACACGGUCGUGAGACAGUCCUGCCAAAAAUGCUAAUGUGGGGUUCUGGUUCUGACCGCAAUCGUCAAAGUCAUGCUCAAGCCGGCACAUUAUUACAAACAAAUUCGAUUUCGAUUGAAACAUUUGGUCUGAUAGAUCCAGCACUUAUGAAAUAUACGUUUACGCACUUCCCCGACAAUCAUGGUUUGUCAGUUGUUGCUGCUCAUGAAUCAGAUCUUUGUAUUAUUCAACACAAUAAGCCGGUUGUUUAUGACACAGCAUUCUUUUACCCUCUCUUUGCAAACCUUAUGUCUUCUGGUGCCCUUGAUUGCCGCAAAUUCAUUGAAUGCAAUGGUUUAGGUCUCGUUAUUGUUGGCAUAUCGUCUACAGAUGCUCAUAUUCGGGAGAUUGCUUUUCAGAUGCUUGACCAAUUCUAUAUCAUGUUGGAGCACGCACGAUUUAAAGAACAAAGCACAAUCAAAUUCGUUUUGGAUAGUCUCAAACAUUCUAUAAAGAAUCGAUCCGAAGCAGAAGAAGCCCCUCGUAUUCCUGCAGCCAUUUCUGUUUGCAUGGCGCAUACCUUGUCUAUUUUACUUCAUCCUGAUCAUUUUAUGUUGCCUCACAUAACUACUUGGAUUCUACAAAAUUCAACUUUCGACUUUAAUUACAUUCCUCUAUUCUCUUCCUUAUUCAAUUCGUCAUCUGCGAACCACAAGAAAGAGCGUCUUUGGCUACUGCAUGUCUUAUCAUCUUCGCUACGAACAUUUGAAGAUUACAAAAUAUUCUCCAGACAACGUAUCUUUGAUGUGAUUGCAAGUUAUUAUAGUUCUGCUUAUGCAGAUAUGGCUAGUAAAAAAGCAAUUCUUGAGAUCCUGGAACAGGCAAUGGCUAUUCCCAAUGUGGUAACCAACCUUAUCAAAUACAAUGGACUCUUAGCCUGGGUACAUACAGCCUUGGCAUUCGCUUCUGAUAAAGAAGAAUAUCGAGCUUGGGAAGAAAUCUCCAAGCAUUGUACGCCUUUUUUGUAA